Quercus lobata is the source of this 1546-nucleotide messenger RNA. RefSeq lists its product as uncharacterized. The transcript has 3 exons. Bases 471 to 1013 code for a protein of 180 amino acids. NCBI's taxonomy places the organism in Eukaryota, Viridiplantae, Streptophyta, Magnoliopsida, Fagales, Fagaceae. The record is from RefSeq and is a predicted model, not a curated record.
AACGAGAAGUCUUGUAAAGUACGGUAAAGACGAGCUUUGCUCAGUCUCUCUUUCAGUUAGCUUUGCAGAGACAGAGUGUAGAGAGAGAGAGAGAGAGAGGGAGAGAGAGAGAGAAGGGUUUCGAAACCCCACUUUUUUUUUUUUGUCACCGUGAUUUCACUGAUCUUUCAUUUCUAACUCUUUCCGGAGAACUUUUGUUUUAACUGUUUUUUUAUACCCAAAAGUUUCGGUUUUUCCGGUGAGAGGUUUCGGAUUUUGUGUUUUUUCACAGUGAUAUGAGGGACCAUGGGACCAUUUUGAAACUUUGAAAUCACGGUUUUGUUCUCAAGGCAGGAACCACUUCCAAGUUCCAACUCUUGUGCUCCCCCAUUGUCUGUGGAUUCCUCUUCAUUUUCCCUCAAAACAGAACUCGUUGAUUCAUCCAAAAAUUUUGAUUUUUAAAGAUUUCUUGUGAAUUCUGAGUUCGAAUUAUGGCUUUCUCUUUUACUGGUUUCCCUUGGCGGUUGUGGGGUGGGAAUGAGAAAGAGCCUGUCUCAAAUGGGUCUUCCAUGAAUUCUUCAUUUGAGUGGGGAUUUGGUUUGUGGGAGCCUGAUACUGUAAAAUUUCCUUCAACCAAGAUAGCCUCUUCUCAAAGGAAGGUCAAGAGGAAAUGGCCUAGUAGGGAAGAGAGGAGAAUUGAGGUUAAGGGGAAAUGGCAGAGUAGGGAAGAGAGCAUAAUUGAUAGGGAGUUUGAUGCUGAGUUGGUGCCAUCUGAUGGUGUUUGUUUGUCGGGGUCAGAAUCUGAUGACCCAGACUGGUCCAUUGGGUGGUUCGAGCCUCAUGGACCUGAUUUUGACAGUAAUGAUGGUUUAGCUGUGUUGGUUCCAAGCUAUAGACCUGGUUGCAAGAAGGUGGUGGAAGGUGCAAACAACCAGCUUUUGAGUGCUAUCAAGAACCUUGCAGAUGAGUUCUCUCCUGAGGGCACAAACGGUAUGGCACAAUGGCUUUCUUCUCCUCAGAACUUCAAUAUCUAGAAAUAGGUGAUCCUUCUUAGAGUGGCCCUAUUUGCGUUCUUCAUUCUUUGAUCGUUUGAAGAAUCUGACCUGUUCCAGUACCAAAUUUUGUUUAUAAAAAGAGAUGAAAAGAAAAAAGAAGCAAUAAUUAGAGCAGAAAAGAUCCUGUUAGGCUCUCAGCAUCUUGUGUAGAAGUGCAGAUUAAUAACCGAUUGAACUUGACCCUAAAUUAUCCAGUUAAGAGAGCGGAAUAUCAAUCUCACAUGGACUGGAAAAAAGGCUCCAACAGAUGCAUUCCAGCACACUUCAUGUUCUGUAAUUCAUCUUUCCAUUGGUUCGUUGCACCUGCAUUCACUGAGAUUCAAGGACUAGGAGAAACUUGAAGUAUAAUGGAGAUAUUUUCUUUUAUUGUAAAUAUAGGCACUGAAAGAAUAUCCCAAACCUGGUGACUAUCAAGCUUUUGUGAAUAUGUGAAAUAUAUUUAUGCUUUAACUCGCUAGUACUGUAAAUAAUUCUACUCAUAGUUGAUCAAGGGCCAUCCUGUUGAUAUCUCA